UGCCAGGAUAGUAGCCUUUGAAAUCGGGGCGAUCAGCCCGGUGACGCCCCCUCGGCCCCGCUGACGUCCCGGAGAGGAGGGCUUAUAAAUCGUCGACCCCCCCAUGUGCUGAGGGGAGGAUGGUAAUUAAAGUGCAGACGACCGUGGAUCGGCCUUCUGCGAAAUAGCUAGCAAAGUGCCCCCCUCCCCAGACUCGUGUCAUUUGUACGGCAUAGAUAUAUCCGGAAUGGGGACCUUACCAAUGCACCCUAAUGGGGCUCUUGCUCUCAUUCUAUGCGUCUCUUUUUCUCGCUGCUGAUGGAUGAACAAUGGAGAAGCCGGCUGCAGAAAUUUGUGGUGAUCCUCCUCUUUCUCCCCCGCGGCCCGCCGCUGUUUCCGCAGCUGUUUUUGUGUAGGAGGGCUGGGACGGACCCGAUCCUGACGGAUUUCUGCUAGAAAACGGCGAGCCGCUCCUUCCUUCCCUGCCCAGCGCUCCCCGGCAGCAGAUGCACGAAGUGCUCUCCUCCGGCAGGCACCAUGGUCCAGUUUCCUGCGCUGACACAUUACUGGCCCCUCAUCCGCUUCCUGGUUCCCCUGGCCAUCACCAACAUCGCCAUCGACCUCGGGGAACAGGCUUUGAACAGGGGUAUCGCUUCGGUCAGAGUGGACGCUGUGGAGAUGUUAGCCAGCUAUGGCCUGGCCUACUCCCUCAUGAAGUUCUUCACGGGGCCGAUGAGUGAUUUCAAGAACGUGGGCCUGGUGUUCGUGAACAGCAAGCGCGACCGAACCAAAGCCGUCCUCUGCAUGGUCGUGGCCGGAGCCGUGGCCAUUAUCUUCCACACUCUCAUAGCAUUUACAGACCUGGGCUAUUACAUCAUCAACAAGCUUCACCACGUGGAGGACUCCGUAGGGAGCAAGACCAGGAAAGCCUUCCUAUACCUGUCGUGCUUCCCGCUGCUGGACGCAAUGGCUUGGACGCAUGCUGGCAUCCUCCUAAAGCACAAGCACAGUUUCCUGGUGGGCUGUGCCUCCAUCUCCGAUGUCGUGGCUCAGAUCAUAUUUGUGGCCAUCCUCCUUCAGAGCCACCUGGAGUGCCUGGAGCCUUUGCUCAUCCCCAUCCUGUCCCUCUACAUGGGGGCGCUGGUUCGCUUCACCAUCGUGGGUCUGGGCUACUACUGCAAAAUCCACGACUCCAUCCCUGAAUCCAUCUCGCCCGAGAGGGGGGGAGAUUGUCUGCAGGCCGUGGCGGUCCUGACCGCCACCUACCCGGUGGGUCACAUGCCCUACGGCUGGCUGACAGAGCUAAAGGCCAUCUGCCCAGUCUUUGACAAGAACAAUCCAGGGGACAAGCUGCCUGGCGACGCCACUUCAGUGUCCAAGUCGCACAUUAUAAGAUUCACAUUCGUCUGUCUGGCACUUUCUUUCACGCUAUGUUUUAUAGUGUUCUGGACUCCGCACAUCUCCGAGAAGAUCCUGGUGGAUCUCAUCGGGGUGAGCCAGUCCUUUGCAGAGCUCUGCGUCGUCCCGCUGAAGAUCUUCUCCUUCUUCCCUCUGCCAGUAACCAUCCGAGCUCACCUGACUGGCUGGCUGAUGACCCUGAAAAAGACCUUCGUCUUGGCCCCCAGCUCCGUGCUACGCCUGCUUGUCCUCCUUACCAGCUUGGUGGUGCUGCCAUAUAUGGGGGUCCACGGCGCCACAUUGGGGGUGGGGUCCCUGUUAGCAGGUUUCCUGGGGGAAUCUGCCAUGGUGGCGGCAGCUGCCUGCUAUGUAUACAGGAAACAGAAGAAGGGAGACGUGGAUAAUGAAGCCGCAGCUGACGAGGAGGACAUGGCCCCCAUGAAUGAGGCAGGGCCCAGCAGAGCGAGGGAGGAUACUGCUGAUCUGCAGGAGGAGGUCAAUUAGACGUGUUUAGGAGUGGCAUAGCAGGGCAGGGGAGAAGGUCACUCCUCCUUCAUUACAUCUUUUUAAAUGACGAUCCACAGCGAGGCCGGGCGCUUGGGUCCCUCGGCAAGAUGCCAUUCUAUACCAAAGCAACACCUCGAACUGGACCUCUUCCAGACAGACCUCCUGCACGUUCAGACUAAAACCCAGCAUAGACAUUUCUGUAGGACACCUUCAACCGCUCGGACAUGAUCAGAUUCCUUGGACUUUGUGACUGCCACAGAGCCGAUUAAAAAAAAAAAAAAAAAAAAGAAAAAUGUAAAUGUAAAAACAGUAAAAGCUUCUGGCCCCGGCAGCCCCGUGAUUGGUUGACUGGUUCCCCAUUCAGCUGCAUGUCAGAUAGAGGUAGAGCGUUUCCAUGACAUGGGAGUGACAGGUUGUCGUGCUGGUGCCAUUUAAAGGACCUAUUUUUUUAAUCAUAAGGUGGUAGCUGUUCAAAUAUUACCGUUUUUUGUAUCACUGAUAUGUAUAAAGUGAGUGGCGGGGUGGGGGGGUUCUAGUUGCUCUUUGUCCCUUAAAUCCAGUCAACUCUUCUUCUGAUCUCAGGACAUGAUUCCACAGCGGGCGUGAAUGCCGCUUCCCUCACUCAUGGUCCUCUUUGCACGUGUAAUAGCUUUUUGCUAUUUUUAAUUUUUAUUAGACUGUAGUCGACAGACCCUCCAUCUGAGGGCUGGAGACUCCCCCUUACUGGUGGUGACUCUGAGGCUUGAGCAGUCACAUGAUUUAAGAGAAUGAAAAGGGACACUAAUUAUUCCUCAACUGAUUAAAGGGUGAUUUAAAAGUU
Messenger RNA from Paramormyrops kingsleyae, 2704 nucleotides. NCBI's taxonomy places the organism in Eukaryota, Metazoa, Chordata, Actinopteri, Osteoglossiformes, Mormyridae. The record is from RefSeq and is a predicted model, not a curated record.